AUGAGAAACACGAUACACUAUCACAUUUCGCGAAUCGUCAAUAAAGUCACAAAUGCCAUAAUACAGCUCAGAAAUCGACAUAUAAAAAUGCCUACAACAGCUAGAGGGAUCCAAGAGAAGCAAAGUGCCUUUUACACCAUAGCCAAUUUUCCAUCUGUUAUUGGAACUAUAGACUGCACCCAUGUAAAAAUACAGUCCCCGGGUGGUGAUGAUGCUGAGCUAUUCCGAAACAGGAAAAGUUACUUUUCAAUUAAUUGCCAGACCAUCUCGGGUCCAAAUUUAAAAGUGCAGAAUGUAGUAGCACGUUGGCCAGGGUCAACACACGAUUCUGCAAUAUUUACAAACAGUCGAGUUUGUCAAGAAUUUGAAUCGGGCAUAUAUGGGCAAGCGCUUCUGUUAGGUGACAAUGGAUAUCCACUAAAGAACUAUCUGAUCACAUCUUACUUAAACCCAGGGACUCCAGCACAAGAAAGAUUUAACAAGAGCCAAAUAAAGACACGUAACACAGUGGAGAGACAAUAUGGUGUAAUUAAGCGGCGGUUUCCAGCUCUUGCAAUGGGACUUAGGAUAAAACUGGAAAGAGCUUGUAAUGUAAUUAUAGCCUGCUGCAUUCUUCACAACAUCUGUGUAGAUUUUGGAGAAGAUGUGCCCCCUACCCCAGAUGAACUAGAUGAAGAUACACUGAACAGGAGGAUUCAGGAUGGUCAAAUUGAAAAUCAAACAUUGGACUUCGGUUCGGUGGCCAUUGACAGAAGGAGUUUGAUUACUCAAAACUAUUUCUAA
Molecule: messenger RNA, 783 nt
Organism: Aricia agestis (brown argus)
Lineage: Eukaryota; Metazoa; Arthropoda; Insecta; Lepidoptera; Lycaenidae
Product: putative nuclease HARBI1
Exons: 4
Coding region: 1-783 (260 amino acids)
Source: RefSeq, a predicted model, not a curated record